AGGAGAGGAAGAAAAAGAGGAAAAAAAGACCAUUUUUAAGCAAACCAACCAGUCCUUAUAGCAUAGGGAGCAAAAGGUUUUAGUGACAUGGCCAGUCCUAAGCAAUGGAAUAGAAGGAAAUUGGACUUGUUGAGCAAUUGGUGGAUGGUUUGAUGGGAAGGGACCAUACUCUGGAGAGGAAAAUGUUAAUGGGGAUCAAUGCCAGGAAGUAAAAAAGCGUUUCUGAGCAUUAAGUUGGCCAAACAGUUGAGUUGGUACUCCAGCUGUGAGUGCCAUUUUUUCGACGCUAGAAUUUCUUUCCUGGCAAUCAUUUAUUGGGGUUGGUUCCCAUUUUUCUGUGUAGGAAAUCUCUGCCUGAGCCAUAUAAUUGUGAUUCUCUGAGUUCUAGUAAGUCACAUGGAGGUUGGUGCCUCUGUGCAUUCAGUUUUGCCUGACUGUUCAAUCAUGCCCCAAAUCCCCCUUCUCACCACAACCUGAAAUUAUCCAUACUCAUCAGCAAGACUCAUGGAGUGUAUCACUUUAAGCUUAUAAAAUCUUAAUUGGGAUUGCACAAUCUUGAGUCAAAAGCACCAAAAUCAUUCAUUGUCCUUAAAUGGAUAUAGCUAUAGAUACUAAAGAGAGGAGAAGGGAAAAAUCUGUAUAUAUGUGAUGCAGGAUGUGAGAUGGUCAGCACUAAAACAAGUUGUCCAUGACGUUGGGUGGGUGAUGCAGGGCUCCAGGUCAGCUCCACCUUAGCCCUACAGAUUCCUCAUUCACUUUCUCUUCUCCCCAUGGUGCAGGUGAUAGGGAGACAGAGCAAGGAGCACUUCCAAAGGCUUGGUAAGAGAACACUGGGAAGAGGAAACAGCAUUUCCUGGCAUUGCUCAAGGCUGAUUUAUGGCCUCCCAAGGAUGGUGAGCACUGCAUUUCCCAGCUUUAAUAGUGGGGGCAGGCUCUGAAGUUCCCUCAGCUGGAACACAAAUGAAGGAAAGCAUCGGGUUUCCCAGGACCACAACCCCACCUCCUUCAGCGGGCAAUCCUCCUGCAUCCCAUACCCUUAUAUAUAGGGCUUGUACCCCCAUCAUCCUCUCUGAACCCAGCAGUGCUACAACAAUUGCCUGAAGUCCCUGCAGGCAGGGCCAGUCUUUGCAGCCUCCAUGAUGUGGGAGCUCCGCUCUGUAGCCUUCACUCGGGCCGUCCUGGCAGAAUUUCUGGCGACCAUGGUCUUCAUCCUCUUCGGCCUGGGCUCUGCUCUGAACUGGCCCUCAGCUUCUGCCCCGAGCAUCCUUCAAAUUGCGUUGGCUUUUGGCUUGGCCAUCGGCACACUGGUCCAAGGCUUGGGGCACAUCAGCGGAGCCCACAUCAACCCGGCGGUGACGGUGGCUUGCCUCAUCGGCUCCCACGUCUCCUUCCUGCGUGCAGUCUUCUACGUGGUGGCCCAGCUCCUGGGGGCCGUGGCAGGGGCUGCCAUCCUGCACGAAAUCACCCCAGCCGACUCACGGGAAGGCUUGGCCAUCAACAAGCUGCACAACGAGACGACAACGGGGCAGGCGGUGACCGUUGAGCUCUUCCUCACCUUCCAGCUCGUCCUCUGCAUCUUUGCUUCCACUGAUGAACGCCGGGAGGACAACGUGGGGUCUCCUGCACUGUCCAUUGGCCUUUCCGUUGCUGUUGGACAUCUCCUUGGGAUCCGUUACACUGGUUGCUCCAUGAACCCAGCCAGAUCCUUUGCCCCAGCUGUAAUCGUUGGAGACUUCAGUGACCAUUGGGUCUUCUGGGUGGGUCCCCUGGUUGGGGCAGCGGCCGCAUCCAUCAUCUACAAUUACAUUCUCUUCCCACAAUCCAAAACCUUCUCAGAGCGGCUCGCCAUCUUCAAGGGCAUGGAGCCAGAGGAGGACUGGGCAGAACGUGAGGCACGGCGACGGCAGUCAGUGGAGCUGCAUUCCCCACAGACCCUGCCAAGGGGGAUGUCUGAGAAGGUAUAGCCGAGCCAACCCAGGGACAGGAGAGGAGCUGAGCGAACCCCGAUGUUCCAAGCAGUUCUUCACCUCUCUCCUCUCUCCGUUUUUAUUUUGCUGGGGUCUCAUGUUGCCUCAUCAUGGGGAGAUGCGCUGUGAUGGCCCAAUUUUGCCACCCAGCUUUAUGUCUGUAGGUUUUCUAACUUUAGAGGAAAGCACCUUUAAAGCAAAGCCACCAGUGUAGCAGCAGGGAUGAGCACAUGCUGGAGUCCCACCUUCAAGUCCCCCUUGCAGGAGGCAGCGCGCGGUGGAGCUCGUUGCCCUUCUCGAGGCGCUGCAGAGAGGUGUUAUUACAGGUGUUUGCUGGGUGUGGAGGUUGCCACCCGAUGCCUCAUUGCUUUUGAACUCUACUCACCCUUCUCCCACUUCUUCUCGCUGCCCAGCUGUUUGCACACACUGGGAGCAUUGCUCCUUGCCACGCGGAUCUCACCACCUGCAAGUUUUGCUGCUGCAAGGAACCCAAGAACAUUUAUGACCCACAGUGGAAUGCAGAUGCCCUUUGCUUUUGCAGAUUGGAAGAAUGCUCUCGGGUCCCCUCUGACCCCACUGGGGAGCUCUUGCAACUGCUCCCUCCCGUGAUGUUGAGAAACCUUCUAAUUUUCCGCCCCAGAUAAUCCACAGCUUGGCUGCUCUUGGACCACUGCUGUCCCUCAGCUUCAAUGCUUCUUCUUUCUGCCCAGAUUUUGCUUUCUUUCCUCCAUUCCUAUCCCACCCUGAUUUGGAUGAGUAAUACAAGGCAUUUCAGA
Messenger RNA from Meleagris gallopavo (turkey), 2743 nucleotides. It is a transcript of the gene AQP2, whose product is annotated as aquaporin 2. Gene Ontology annotation, molecular function: water channel activity. Gene Ontology annotation, cellular component: plasma membrane; apical plasma membrane. NCBI's taxonomy places the organism in Eukaryota, Metazoa, Chordata, Aves, Galliformes, Phasianidae. The record is from RefSeq and is a predicted model, not a curated record. Gene Ontology annotation, biological process: water transport; transmembrane transport.